This is a messenger RNA of Paralichthys olivaceus (Japanese flounder), 3149 nucleotides long. Lineage: Eukaryota; Metazoa; Chordata; Actinopteri; Pleuronectiformes; Paralichthyidae. The record is from RefSeq and is a predicted model, not a curated record.
AUGUGGUUGGUCCUUGUUGCAUAUCAACUUGCCACACUCCUUCUGGCCCGAGCUCAGAAUGCCUGCAUUGGACACUCCACAUUCAGAAGUCCAGCUAACUCCGACAUCCAGGUCGUCUGUGGCUCUCAGACAGUGGACCUACAGAUCCUUCUGUGCCCCAUCUAUUUCAAUGGAUACAACGAGUCUCUGCUGUCCCUCAACUCAGAACAUUCCAUUCAACUGUGUAAAGGCACAGCUGACUGGGCAGUGGACCCACCUGUUGUUAGAUUCAACUUCUCCAUCACAGAGGAGGGCAUCAGUGCCUGCUCCAGCACGCUGACAGUCACCCAGGAGUCGGGAACUGGCCUGUUUUCAGACUUCUCCCAUGUUGAGUACAUCAAUAUCGCAGGCAUGGUCUGCUCGAAGGACCCCAGUAAAGGAUCCAUUACCUAUCACCAAGAGACGAUGUACAGGUUCUCCUGCCGCUACCCUCUGCAGUACCUGGUCAACAAUACUCAAAUGAGUGUAUCUGGGGUCAGUCUGGCAGUCAAAGACAAUAAUGGGAGUUUUGUCAGCACACUGAGCAUGGGACUCUUCAUGGACAAUAGCUACUCCUCCAUGCUACAGAUCCCCUUUGGAGGCCUGGAGCUAAAGACCAGGAUCUUUGUAGAAGUAAGGGCAUCAAAUCUCAGCAACAGAUUCAACGUGCUCCUGGACCGAUGUUAUGCCACAUCCUCACCUUUCAAUGUUAAAGACACAUUCCAUGACCUAUUUGUCGGGUGUGACCUGGAUGUCCAGACUGUGAUAGGAAACAAUGGAGAGCAACAGGAUGCCCGCUUCUCCUUUGAGGCUUUCCGCUUUGUGCAAAGCACAGAAACUCUCUCCACCUAUUACGUCCACUGUGCCACCAGGCUCUGUCUAAAGUCCUUCUGCCCCAGCCUCACUCAGAACUGCACCAACUCCAGGAGGCGUCGCAGCAUCAGCAACAGCCAAGGCACCACAGUGAGUGACUCAGCCACAAUCACCUCAGGCCCCAUCACUACCCGUUUAGAUAAUGGCAAUAUGCUGGGAUCUGGAGGGACUCAGCAGACCCAUGACAAUAACACUGUGGUGGUGGUUUCAGUCAUUGCAGGCACUGUCGGGGUCAUCUGCCUCACUCUGGUGGCUUUCGUCGUUUACCAGAUGCGCAACUCCAAUGCCAUUUCAAACAAAUUAGGUCUGUGCACAAAAGAAUGACUGAGGGUCAAUACAGCUUGAAAAGGAUUCUGUCCUCUUUCAUUCAGCACGGUUUACAAUACUGUGAGAGCUUCAAUGAGUGAGAGCAAAUGUCAGAGGUCACUCAAACAACUUUUUACAUUAAUUGGUAUUUUCAUAUAUAUAAUAUAGCAUUAUUUAAAUAAGACAGGGCAACAGUACUGUUCACACAUUCAUACCCUCACAUCCCUUGCACACUGCUUUAUACAUUCUGAUGUUAGUUUAAUGGAUUUGUGGGGUGUUUUGGACUGUUAAACCAGGAUUAUGGGUAACAUUUUUAAUUGUCUAUCUACUAAAGGCUCACACAUUUUAUAAGUUUCUUUUGUUUUUAGUUAUGGUGAUUUUCUAUGGUGUUUCUUACAAUCAUUUUACAAGAUGUGAUUUUACAAACUGACUCCCACUCUACGAGCACUUUAUCAGAAACACCACUGGAUCUUUUCCUCUCACUGCUCUCUAACAGCUUCAGAGCUUGGUGUCACAGAUUCCAAAAGAUUGUAGACACUUUCCUCUGAGACUCACACAUCACUCAUCACAUUUUGCCAUGACUGCAUCACAUCAUCUCUGCAGAUUUGUCAGCUACUCAUUCCACCUGCCAAUCUCUGUUCUACCACACCACACAGGUUCCUCUGGAUUCACAUCCGGUGACUGAGGAGGACACUGAUGUUCACUGAACUCACUAUCAUGUUCAUAAACUAGUUUGAUACUAUGCAAAUCUCUCAGAAUAUGGCUCAGACUUAAACCAAAAUUGAAAAAUUUGAAUUUAAAUAAACUGCGGAUCCUGUGAUUUAGUUAGCAGCUCAGUAGGAUGCUCAUGUGCAAAGGUUAAAGGCAGAGGAUGUCGCACCGUGUUGAUGCUGCAGCAAGUGAAGGAGUUGAAGUAUCUCAGGGUCUUCUUCACAAGUGAGGGUACGUUGGCGCGUGAUAUGGACAGUUGGAUAGAUGAGGCAGGAAUGUGGUAGUUGAACCGGAUCAUUGUGGUAAAGAAGGAAGUCAAAGCUUUUGAUUUACUAGUCGACCUAACCGUCACCUGUAGUUAUAAGCCCUGGUGACCGAAAGAAAAAAGUUGCAAAUACAAGUUUUCUCCAUCGGUUUGCGGGACUCAGCCUUAGACAUUCGGUGAGAAGUUAAAAGAUCCGGAAGGAGCUCUGAGUAGACACGCAGCUCUUUCAUCUCCAAAGGGAACAGUUGAGAUGGUUCAGGCAUCUAGUUAGGGCACAUCCAACCGGGUGGAGACCCUGGGGUAGACCCAAAACGUGCUGGAGGGACUAGAUGUCCCUUCUGGCCAAGGAACACCUCUGGAUCCCAGAGGAAGAGCUGGAAAGUGUUGAUAGGGAGAGGAACAUCUGGGAUACCCUACUUGACCGGCUACCUGUGCGACAUGAGCCCAGAAAAGCGGAUGCCUUUCCAUGGAUGGAUUCCUGCUGCUGAGGAAAAUUCAGAUUCAGUUCAGCAGAAAUCCAGAUUCAUCAGACCAGGCUACAUUUUUCCUCCUCAACUGUUCGUGAGUCUGUGUCACUGCAGCCUCCUUUCUGUUCUCGCCUGACAGGAGUGAACCUGACGUGGUCUCUGCUGUUGUAGAUCAUCCAACUUAAGGUUGGACGUCAUUUUCACAUUCUUUUCAAAAAGUUUGAAUAUAAGUGAUCUGAGUUACUGUAGCACCCACCUGUCCGAACAUUCUCCAUUCUCAUCAACACAGCAUUUGUGUGUGAAAAUUAAGGAAAUCAGUAGUUUCAGAAAUAUUAAAACCAGCACGUCUGACUGUCACUGUCAAAGUCAGAGAUCACGUUUUCAUCAUUCUUAUGUUCGAUAUUAACAUUAACUGAAGCUCGUGACCUGUAUCUGCAGGAUUUUUAUACAUUGCACUACUGCCAAAUAUACUGGUGUUCCUCAAAGUGCUCAGAGUGUCUGAAUCCAUA